Molecule: messenger RNA, 2879 nt
Organism: Manis javanica (Malayan pangolin)
Lineage: Eukaryota; Metazoa; Chordata; Mammalia; Pholidota; Manidae
Source: RefSeq, a predicted model, not a curated record
CCCCUGACUUCCGGCUAGGGAAGGACAUGGGCUAGCGCGUGCGCACUGAGUUCGCGUGGCUGUGUCCGCACGCGGUGUGAACGAAAUGGAGGCCUCAGCUUCGACCCCACCCUCAACCUCAACCUCAGCCUCGACUCCUGAGACCCCGGCAACACAGGAGCAGCUGGACAAAGAGCAGAUUAAGAAGGCUGUGGAAGCUCUGUUGGCACAUUCCAGGUCCAGGAAGAACACGAAUGGAUUGCUUCUGAAUGAGAAUGAAAAUUUCUUUUUAAUGGUGAUACUGUGGAAAAUUCCAAGUAAAGAACUCAGGGUCAGACUGUCCUUGCCUCAUGGUAUUCGAACAGAUUUAGCAGAUAUCUGUUUAUUUACCAAGGAUGAACCCAAUUUAACUCCUGAAAAGACAGAACGUUUUUAUAAGAAGCUUUUGAACAAGCAUGGGAUUAAAACCAUUUCUCAGAUCAUCCCAUUCCGAACUUUAAAAAAGGAGUAUAAAGCCUAUGAGGCCAAGCUCCGCCUCUUGGGUAAUUUUGAUUUAUUCCUCACUGAUGCGAGAAUCAGGCGGCUCCUACCCUCACACCUAGGGAGACAUUUCUAUAGCAGAAAGAAAGUUCCCGUAUCUGUAAACCUUCUGGCCAAGAAUUUAUCCAAAGAGAUCAAUGGAUGUAUAGGUGGAACUGUCUUAAACAUCUCUAAAAGUGGUUCUUGCAGUACCAUACGCGUUGGUCACACUGGAAUGGAAGUUCAGCACAUCGUGGAAAACAUUGCUGCUGUUGCGAAAAGGCUCUCACAGAAAUUGCCAGAGAAGUGGGAGAGCGUGAAACUCUUAUAUGUGAAAACUGACAGGUCAGUUGCCCUUCCCAUCUUUUCUUCAUUCAUCAGCAGCCAGGAUGAAGCCAAGGGAGUGCACACCCCUAGUCAGAAGAAGAAAUUAGCAAAGAAAAAACAAAAGAAAGCAGAAUAUCAUGCAAGACAAAAGGGGAAGAAAAGAAACAAGAGGUUUACGAAAGGAGCGAAGAAGGCUGCUUCACCCCAGACUAAAGACAAGGCGGACCCUGAAACUAGUGGUGCUCCAGCAAAGGGCCCUGGUCCCCAGAAGGAAGAGACCCUGAAGUGCAGGAAGAAAGAGAUGAACAUGGGGAAAAAAGCCCAGGUGAAAGUGCCAGACUCCGAAGAUGAAAUUCCCACCCUGGUACCAAUAGGAGCUGCUCCAGUGAAGGAAAACGUGGAGGUAUUGUUAUUAAUACUUGGUAUUCAUAGGGGAUUGAGUGGGUGGCCACUGCGUGUCCGGCAGGCACUGCUGAGUGACGAGUGUGAAAGGGUCCUGCGGGCGGGAGGCUUUGUUUAUAGAAACCUAUUUCAAGUCAAACCUGUUCUGCCAAAGAUUUUGAAUAGAUGAAAAAUGCUAAGGUAAACCCAAGAACCCUGGAGGCAGUCACCAUACCUGGCUUUACCCUUGUUUUAAUACUGGACUGAUGUAUAGUAAAUAUAACCUGAAUGUACCUUAGAGUCAGAGGCGAUGUGAUGAUAUUAGUAAUUCUAAGGAACAUUGCCUGUUGUUGUAAAAAGCCGGCCAGUGUGGAAAUUUAGGCAGUGGUUUCUGAAGGUGAGUGCUGGAUCGCCACUUACGCAGCCUCAGAAAACUUACGAGGGCAAACUUGGGUACUGGAGCCCACCCCCAGGGGGUCUUAACAGACAUCCGACUUUUGGGUGUCAGGCAGUACCAGUGUCAGGCGCGUGCUGGCGUCCAGUGACAGCCCCAAGGCUAUUACUGCACUUUACUUAUAUUGUCCUAAAAGUAAUCCUUAGAAUCUUCAAUGAUAUAAAUUUUUACCCAACAGUGAGAGUUCCGUUUACAAGGUGCCCCCAAAGUGCUGCUGAGUUUUUAAUGUGCUUGAAAUUGUUUUUAGAAAAACACGCUGAUUUUGUUAUAAUGAGACUGGACAUAAUACGUUGGGAAUUAAAGAGUGGAAAGUAGCUGACUGGGCGAUGUAGAGCAAGAAGUGUUCUUGACCUUUGAACCCAUUGGGGAAAGGAGCAGGGUAAUUUGCAAAAGUUCCAUCAUUGCUCACUGGAGAAGCAAAAAUGAGAUAAUGUCACACACCCUUGUAGCAAUUUUUCUAAAGGUUUUUGAAGUAAUGUUUAGUAAGAGUGUAUAGUGCUUAAGAAACAUUAAUAAAAUAAUUGGGGAUUGGGCAUAAUACUCAGCUUUUCAAUACCUACAUACUCAGUUGGGGAAAAGUAGUAAAUGAAAGACAGCAACUACUAUGUUAGGAGAGUUAUUAGGGCGUUUUUAUUAAUGUAUCUUUUGUCUUCCAAAUUUUCCACAGUAAUCCAGCUGUUUUGUAUUUACUCUAACAGUUGUGUUCUGCUGCUUGUCUUUGUCUGUAUAACCUGCUUCUGUACUGCACAGAGUCUGUUGCUAGAAUUUUGUUGUAUCAGUAGCUGCCACCUGGGGUGCCCAGAAAGCCCAGGAUUCCUGGCAUAUAACACACUCCCCUCCAAAGAGCAUCUGAAUCUAACUUUGGAAAUUGGGUCUUUCUCACAGGCACCCCAGUUGGUUUUUACACACGUGGUCUGGGAACUCCCCUCCCUAACCCACAUGCAGAGAGUUAACAACUGAGGGAGACAAUGAAGUCAGGAUUCAGUGACAGACCCCCAUGCUGCACUCCCAGAGUCCCUACUGCCAACCGUGGGGGGAAGAUGGUUGUCCUUUGAUUGGACCAGGGAGCCCGCCAGGGUCCUUUUGGCAGUCAUUGCUAAUGGAACACAGCUGUGUCUCUCAGUGCCCGCCAGGGAAAGGCCACGCCAUGCCUCGUUUGAGCGUGCUGACGUGUGCCCUUGGAGUGGACACUGUCAGGAUUUUUUCCCUGGACCUAACU